AUGACGCGCCGGUCGGGCCGCGCGAAUCGGGAGUCGAAGGGCCGGGCGCCCGGAAGUGGCUCGUCUGUGCUCUCCGCCCGGGCGGAAACUCGGGCGCCGCGAGACGCGUUCCGGGCCGGGCCGGGCUGCAGCGGCGGGAUGGAGCGCGGGGCGGAGGGCGAGAGCCCGAGCCGCGGCCCGACGCUGGCGUCUUCCUGGGCCGCCGCCCGCGGGUCCCUGGCGCGGAGCCUCCGAGUGCGGCGGGCCGCCGGGGGCGCCCGGGACGUGGGCUGCGAGGAGCUGCUGGAGGCGCCGGGCCCGGGCCGCGAGCUGGUGGUGCUGCAGGGCGGCGCUCCGGGCGCCGAGCAGCCCGGCUGCUUCCUGGCCCUGCGCUGCGCGCCCGACGCCGCGGAGGAGCUGGUGGCCGUGGGCGUGCUGAGCUCGGCCCGCAACAUGGAGGUGUACCUGGGCCACGACUACUGCGGCACCGGCCGGGGCCGCGCGGUGGGCGCCGCGCCCGGGCUCAGUGAGCAUGAAAAGAUUACUUUGUACCAAAAACAUCUAAAACUGGAGUCCUCCACACGUGCUUGUAAAAUAAAGCUGCUCUCAUUCGGGGACAAGCAGUGUGUCUACAUCAGCACUGUCGGGGUGCACCUGAGGCCGGCUAUGCCCAAUGCCUCCCCCAGCUGCCAGGCUCUAGGGUCCAGGAUAGACCUGGAGCGUGUGCAAACCCUCAUGGCGGCUGUGGGCUCCAGGCUGUCUCCCGGGGCACGGCAGCUCAUGGACAUGGUAAAGCUCCAGCAGCAGAACCACCUGCCUGUCGGAGAGCAGUUGCGGGCGCUUUUGGGGGACACUGCCAAGCACCAAUGCAUCACGGACCUCCAACCCCCCGAGAAGCCACUCUGCACACCCUUUCCUUUUCGAACGGGGCUGGCCCCUGUACACUCACCUAGCACUAAGGAAACCGCUGCUCCAGGCCCGGAAGGACCCCACCCUGAGGUGCCCCAGCACUCCACCCUGCCAGACUCCGACCCCUCCCGCGAGAAGGCGAGUGUCCGCACACUCGGCCCCAGCUCCGGUCUGCUGCCGCUCUUACAGGACCUGUGCGGCCAGGUCAGCCACCUGCGAGCCAGCUCCACGGCCCCUUGCAAGGAGCUGCCCAUGGCCCCAGCCCCAGCCAGCGCUACUGGGCUGACGAUGGAACAGCAGCCUGUGUGUGCCUACCUGGAACAGAUGCUGUCACAGAAGUUGGAGCUGCUGGGACGACAGCUGCGAGCCCAUGUGGAUGAGCGCAUAUGGCAGCUGCAGGAACAUGUGGACCGGCAGCUGGCAGCACUGCAGGACUCACUGCGGGGCCCCCGCUCCCCGCCUGCUGCCUGCCCGCUGCCACACUGGGACUCAGCAGAGAAACUUUCCAAUGGGGAAAGAUAAGGGCCCAGCCUUUGGGGUCUGCGCUGUGCACCUGUUUAUUGCAAUCACCCCCAGAACACCUCCCACCAGUGUUUAAUGUCCUCGGAGGCCCUUCUCUUUCUUAGAUAAGGUGACCUCCGAUUUCACUGUCAUUGCAUUUGGAUUCAGUUGGAUUCAGUACUGUACACUAAGGGUUUACAUGUAGGGCCAUAAAUUAUUACUUUUUUUUUUUUUUUGCAGUAUUUUUCACUCUUAACAGAAAUUCUGUCUCCUGGGUUGCAUGAGUCUUAAAAUUUUUUCAAGAUUUCUGAUGCAUCUCAUUAGUUUGUAUCAUAUGUUUGAUAGAAGAACAUUUUUUUUAAUUUAUGCCAAGGUCUAUAUUUUUCUGAGUAUGGAAAAUAAUGUUUAGGAACUUUGACAAUUUUUCUAGCUAAUUGUUUUUGGAAAUUGGAUUCUUACAACUUGAAACUUUUCAGUCAGAUCACUUACGUUUUGUAUUUAUCUUCAUACUAAGUAGCAGUGUUUGUUGUGUGAACUGAGUCUCUUUUUUUUGUGGGCAUUCAUUUUGUUUCAGUACAGCAGCAAAGACACAAAAGGAAAAGUCUGACACGCCCCAUCCCAGCCUCUUGAGUAACCAUUUCCCCUGUGUUAUUUGCUGGGAAUGCGGCAAUGAAUGAUGGGGCUGAAUUGACUCAGCCCAGAGAGCCCGAGGCCUGUCCCCCCUUGGUGGAGCCUUUCUGCAGUGUGAGAGGGUGAGGUGCUCAAGUUCCCCCCAACACUGGAGCCAUGGAGAUUAAGAGGGUUGUGCAUCUGCAUCUUCCAGAAACAGUAGCUCUGGUGUUUGUGCUAGAUAGGCGAGAUGUUUCUUCAUGUUCGGUUUUAUGGGGUCCAUACCCACCAGCUCUCAGAGCUUACUCCUGGCUCUGCACUCAGGAAUGACUCUUAGCAAGGCUUGGGGGAACCGUAUGGGAUGGCUGGGGAGCAAACUGGAUUGAUCGUAUGCAUAAUAAGCACCCCACCCACUGUACCAUGUCUCUGGUUCAGAGAGGCAAGAUAUGCAUUUAAAAAAAUAAAAUCUGGGACUGGAGCGAUAGCACAGUGGGAAACAUGUUUCCUUGCAUGUGGCCAACCCUGGUUCUAUACCUGGCAUCCUAUAUGGUUUCCAGAGCCUGCCAGGCACGAUUUCUGAGCACAGAACUAGGAGUAGCCUGUGAGCACUGCUGGGUGUGGCCCCCCCUCCCCCUGAAAAAAACCAGAAAAUAAAUAAAACCCUCAUGGGCCAGAAAGAGAGUACAGUGGGGAGGAUGCUUGCCUGGUAUGCUGCUGAUCAGGGUUGAUCCUUGAUACCAUUUGUGGCCCCCAAAGUCAUGCCAGAAGUGAUUCCUUAUAGGGAUAAACUCUGAGCAUUGCUAGAAGUGACCCCAAAGCCAAAAACUGAAAGCCUGAGGGUUGCAGAUGUGAUACUUGCCUUGGCCUGUGUGAGGUCCUGAGCUACAUCCUGCCACCAAAAAAUAAUAAAAACCAAAAGUGAAA
Messenger RNA from Suncus etruscus (white-toothed pygmy shrew), 2922 nucleotides. RefSeq names its product chromosome 17 C10orf88 homolog (gene C17H10orf88). The record is from RefSeq and is a predicted model, not a curated record. The coding region runs from base 1 to 1410 and encodes 469 amino acids. Lineage: Eukaryota; Metazoa; Chordata; Mammalia; Eulipotyphla; Soricidae. The transcript has 7 exons.